Molecule: messenger RNA, 297 nt
Organism: Trichoderma reesei QM6a
Lineage: Eukaryota; Fungi; Ascomycota; Sordariomycetes; Hypocreales; Hypocreaceae
Exons: 1
Coding region: 1-297 (98 amino acids)
Source: RefSeq, a predicted model, not a curated record
AUGGCCGAACCAACAACCACCCUCACAUCAUCCUACACCUCCCCCACAAACGCCCCCUUCACAACCGCCGAGUCCAUCCCCGCACCACCGACUCCCCUCGACGCAGCCUCGAAAGCGAAAUACCUCGCAGCGCUGCGUGCAUCCGUGUCUUCGGCCCAGGACAAGAUCAACAGGGAGCUCACGGCCCGCAUGGAAGAGGAUAAGAAGCGCGAGGAGGCUGCUGGGUUGAAGCAUACCGUGGAUGACGAAAAGGAAGAGGAGAAUUACGGCGAGGAGGUUCAGGGAGAGGAAGAGUAA